AUGCUACUCACGAUCAAGGGCCUACUGACCCGCGGCAGACCAAUCGCCAACGCAGAAGAAAGAAAUCAGCAUGAGUCAAACUCGAAUAGUCACAACCCACCUUCAAUUCCGUCAGCAGCAACAGCGAUCUCCACCCUCCAAAGCGACAAAUGCGUCAGCAAAGACUCUGCCAAAUUUCGGUUUGCUUCAAUCCCUCCAGAAGUGGUCCUUGGCGGGAUCUCAAAUCAACCUCCUCCUCCUCCUCUCCCAUCUUGGGGCAACAAGAACACCCCCAAAACCACCACUAAGAAGAAAUAUCGCAUUUCAAUGCGAGACUUCCUCAAGAGCGAUGACUACGAUCAUGAUAACGAUAAUGAAGAAGAAGAAGAAAGGGGUUCUGUGAUUUGGGUUCAAAGGAUUGUUCCAUCGCCUCCUCCUCUUCUUCCUACCGAGCUUCCAAUCUACGAGAUGAACAUGUCCGCUAAAUACCAACUAGCUCGACGACCUGCUGUUAGAAGGAGAAGCAACAGUCCACUCGGACUGCAGUCUAAUCCACUACCAUCGCUCAUCAACCCGGGCCAUCGGGCUCUGGAGCUGUUAGGACAGCUUAGUAGUGAUGGAGGUAGUACUGAUAAUACAGAUCAGAAUGAUGUUGAUAGUGGUCGGAUGAGGAGGAGGAGGAGGAGCAGCAGUAGAGAGAGAGACCAUUCAGGACUUCCACCACUAGAGUGUCAGAAGACGAAGACGACGACGACGAUGCAGGAUUCUUCUUUUGGGAGGGAACCUGAAGCGGUAGAUCCUCGGCCUCCUUUGGUGGAUACUACUGCUACAUCUACCUCUUUCGCUCCCUCACUCUCUCCCUUCCCUUGUAUGGCUGCAUCAUCAUCAUCGUCAUCUGGAGAACACGACGAAGAUGACGAUGAGAAGCUGAUGGACACCAUCCUCGACACGAAAAUAGAAGAAAGCUCGCCGCAGCAACAGCAACAGCAAACAGCCGAACCUCAAGUGUACAUUCGUUUGUGGAAGGAUGUUAUUGUUCGGCAAGAGAAGAAGGAUGCCGCGAGGAUAUUCGGAUCCUCUAGCUGCGGGAAGAGGGUAGCUGGGGUAGCUGCGGGAAUGGGCAAUCGGGGAUAA
This is a messenger RNA of Sphaerulina musiva SO2202, 1113 nucleotides long. RefSeq lists its product as uncharacterized. NCBI's taxonomy places the organism in Eukaryota, Fungi, Ascomycota, Dothideomycetes, Mycosphaerellales, Mycosphaerellaceae. The record is from RefSeq and is a predicted model, not a curated record. The coding region runs from base 1 to 1113 and encodes 370 amino acids. The transcript has a single exon.